ACGACGGGCUGAGCCCCUCAUUCCCGUCGCGAGCCGAGGCCGCGCGGGUUUGUGAGCAGCGGCCUGGUGCGCGCGCUGGGCCGACCAAGGAGGCCGACGGACGUAGACGCCGGCGGAGUAGAAGCCAGAGCGGCAGUCUUUGCUGCUGAGGGGCCGCCGCGAGCCCCCGGACCGACGCCUGGCCGAGGAGGGCGCCGCGCGGCGCACUUGGCAAGAUGACCCAGUUCCUGCCGCCCAACCUUCUGGCCCUGUUUGCCCCCCGUGACCCCAUCCCAUACCUGCCACCCCUGGAGAAACUGCCACAUGAAAAACACCACAAUCAACCUUACUGUGGCAUUGCGCCGUACAUCCGAGAAUUUGAGGACCCCCGAGAUGCCCCUCCCCCAACUCGAGCGGAAACCCGGGAGGAACGUAUGGAGAGGAAGAGGCGGGAAAAGAUUGAGCGGCGACAACAGGAAGUGGAGACUGAGCUGAAGAUGUGGGACCCACACAACGACCCCAAUGCUCAGGGGGAUGCUUUCAAGACGCUCUUCGUGGCGAGAGUGAACUACGACACGACAGAAUCCAAACUCCGGAGAGAGUUUGAAGUGUAUGGACCCAUCAAAAGAAUCCACAUGGUCUACAGCAAGAGGUCGGGGAAGCCCCGAGGCUACGCCUUCAUCGAGUACGAGCACGAGCGGGACAUGCACUCCGCUUACAAGCACGCAGACGGCAAGAAGAUUGAUGGCCGGAGGGUCCUUGUCGACGUGGAAAGGGGCCGAACUGUGAAGGGCUGGCGGCCCCGGAGGCUGGGAGGUGGCCUAGGUGGUACCCGGAGAGGCGGGGCCGACGUGAACAUCCGGCAUUCAGGCCGAGAUGAUACCUCCCGCUACGAUGAGAGGCCCGGCCCCUCCCCACUUCCCCACAGGGACCGGGACCGGGACCGCGACCGCGAGCGGGAGCGUAGAGAACGCAGCCGGGAGCGAGACAAGGAACGGGAACGACGACGCUCCCGCUCUCGCGACCGGCGGCGACGCUCCCGGAGUCGAGACAAGGAGGAGCGGAGGCGCUCCAGGGAACGCAGCAAGGACAAGGACCGGGACCGCAAGCGGAGAAGCAGCCGCAGCCGUGAGCGGGCUCGGCGGGAGCGGGAGCGCAAGGAGGAGCUGCGCGGGGGCGGGGGCGGAGGCGACAUCGCGGAGCCCUCCGAGGCCGGCGAUGCACCCACUGAUGACGGGCCUCCCGGGGAGCUUGGUCCCGAUGGCCCCGACGGCCCCGAGGAGAAGGGCAGGGAUCGAGACCGGGAACGACGCCGGAGUCACCGGAGCGAACGUGAACGCCGCCGGGAUCGGGAUCGGGAUCGUGACCGCGAGCACAAGCGAGGGGAGCGGGGCGGGGAGCGGGGCAGGGAUGAGGCCCGAGGUGGCGGCGGCGGCGGUGGCGCUGGAGGGGGCAGCCAGGACAACGGGCUGGAGGGUCUGGGCAACGAAGGCCGAGACGUGUACAUGGAGUCUGAGGGGGGCGAGGGCUACAUGGCUCCGGAGAACGGGUAUCUGAUGGAGCCGGCUCCAGAGUGAACAGGCCACGGUUUUGUCGGCUGUGUUCUUCAUGCCCCACUGUCAUCUUGUCCCACCUCUACUCUGUUGGCCACCUAAGUUUGCCAGCCAAGGGGAGGAAGCCCAUAUUAGGCCUGACCUCUUGGAUUUAAGAAUAAAAUUAAUUUCCUGUU
Messenger RNA from Echinops telfairi (small Madagascar hedgehog), 1708 nucleotides. RefSeq names its product small nuclear ribonucleoprotein U1 subunit 70 (gene SNRNP70). Gene Ontology annotation, molecular function: U1 snRNA binding; mRNA binding. Gene Ontology annotation, biological process: mRNA splicing, via spliceosome. The record is from RefSeq and is a predicted model, not a curated record. Gene Ontology annotation, cellular component: precatalytic spliceosome; U2-type prespliceosome; U1 snRNP. The transcript has 10 exons. The coding region runs from base 216 to 1556 and encodes 446 amino acids. Lineage: Eukaryota; Metazoa; Chordata; Mammalia; Afrosoricida; Tenrecidae.